AUGAGUAUAAGACCAUUGCCAAAUAUAAUCAUCACUGGUACUCCAGGUUGUGGUAAAACAAGUCAUGCUGAAAUAAUUUCAAAUGAAUUAGAUGGAUUUAAACAUAUAAAUAUUACUGAUUUUGCUAAAGAUAACGAUGCAUAUGAUGGAUUUGAUAAAGAAAGAAAUAGUCAUAUUGUUGAUGAAGAUAAAUUAUUAGAUGCUUUAGAACCAAUCUUAGAAAAGGGUGGUAUACUUAUCGAUUGGCAUGCAUGUGAUAUGUUCCCAGAAAGAUUAAUUGACUUAGUUGUUGUUCUUAGAACUGAAAAUGGUACUUUAUAUGAACGUUUAGAAAAAAGAAAUUAUUCACAAAGUAAAAUUGAUGAAAAUUUAGAUUGUGAAAUAAUGGAAGUUAUAUUACAAGAAGCAAAAGAAUCUUAUGCUGAAGAAAUUGUUGUUGAAUUAGAAUCAAAUAAUACUGAUGAUAUUGAUUCAAAUUCUCAACGUAUAAAAUCUUGGAUUGAUUCAUGGAAAGUUAAUAACCCAGAAGGUGCUUCAAAUGAAUUAUCUAUGUAA
Molecule: messenger RNA, 555 nt
Organism: Hansenula ciferrii
Lineage: Eukaryota; Fungi; Ascomycota; Saccharomycetes; Phaffomycetales; Wickerhamomycetaceae
Gene: FAP7
Product: nucleoside-triphosphatase
Exons: 2
Coding region: 1-555 (184 amino acids)
Cellular component (GO): cytoplasm; nucleus
Molecular function (GO): ATP binding; ATP hydrolysis activity; AMP kinase activity
Source: RefSeq, a predicted model, not a curated record